UUUUUUCCUUCUCUAGAUUGACUCUCUUGGAAACCUUUUUCCAUAAAAUAUUUUAUUACGGCUUUAAAAUGGAAUCCAUUUACUUGGGAAUCUAAACAGCGGGGCACCUCAGUACCUCACCAUGAUUUAAUGCUGGCGAGGGAAAAACUUUAGAGAUCCAUAUCCUUUGUUUUCAUAUGGCUUUGGUUGGCUUUGGUUUGCUUCAGUUUAUAUUGAUCAAUCUUGCUCCUGGAGCCGUUGAAGUGGAGCUGCCAUGAGUAACCACAUGCAAAACUGGGAACUCGACAAAACGAAGGGAAGAUUUACUGCACUGUUUAUAACCUGGCUGCUUGGAAAUGGAUCCCUUUUCUCAUGGAGUAGCAUGUUGACCAUUGGGGAUUAUUAUGCUUAUCUCUUUCCGAGGUACCAUCCAACGAGAGUACUCACGCUUGUUUAUCAACCUUUUGCCCUUGGAACAACAAUGAUACUAGCAUAUCACGAAGCAAGACUUAAUACUAGACGUCGAAACCUGUUAGGAUACUCGCUCUUCUUCUUAAGUUCACUUGGCCUAAUUGUGUUAGAUUUAGCAACAUCUGGUAAAGGUGGGCUGGGUAUCUUCAUUGGUGUAUGUAUAGCGAGUGGAGCAUUUGGUGUAGCAGAUGGUUACACUCAAGGAGGAAUGGUUGGUGAUUUAUCUUUAAUGUGCCCAGAGUUUAUUCAAUCUUUCAUGGCUGGGCUCGCAGCUUCUGGGACUCUUACUUCUGCUUUGAGAUUAAUCACAAAAGCAGCAUUUGAGAGUUCAGAUGAUGGUCUUCGCAAGGGAGCAAUGUUGUUUCUUGCAAUCUCAACAUUCUUUGAGCUACUUUGCGUCUUUCUCUACGCAUUUAUGUUUCCUAAAUUACCAAUCGUCAAAUACUACCGAGCAAAGGCUGCUUCUGAAGGAUCAAUGACAGUUAUAGCUGACCUUGCUGCUGCAGGCAUUCAAUCAUCAGUAAAGGAUGCAACUGCGAUGGAGGAUCCGAAGCAGUUCGAGCGCUUAAGUAACAAAGAACUGCUAGUUCAAAAUAUUGAUUAUGCUCUCGACCUCUUCCUGAUAUAUGUUGUGACACUGUCAAUCUUCCCUGGUUUCUUAGCCGAAGAUACAGGUUCUCACAGCUUGGGUUCAUGGUAUACACUCGUUUUGAUUGCCAUGUACAAUGUCUGGGACCUUGUGGGUAGAUAUGUACCUCUUCUGAAGCCGAUCAAGUUGGUAUCAAGGAAAGGUCUCAUAUUUGCCAGUCUCUUGCGUUUCCUAUUCAUCCCAGCAUUCUAUUUCACAGCCAAACAUGGAGAUCAAGGGUGGAUGAUAAUGUUGACAUCCGUCUUAGGAAUCAGCAACGGCUACCUCACUGUUUGCGUUCUUACAGAAGCACCAAAAGGAUACAAGGGUCCAGAACAAAAUGCAUUGGGGAACUUGUUAGUUGUUUUUCUGAUCGCAGGUCUUUUCUCAGGCGUUGUACUCGAUUGGUUAUGGCUAAUUGGCAAAGGUUGGUAACAAAUUCUGCAGUGGACUACAAACAUUAUCCUACCUGUCUGCUAAUAGAUAUACUGAAUGCUAAUUUAUAUCAAUAAAGUAAACCGCCCUAGAGAGUACCUGCAAUAAACGAGAAAAAGAGUGUUGUUUCAUUGAUUGAGAAAAAGAGUGUUGUACUGAAUGCUUCCUAAGUGUUAAAGUCGCUAUUGAAUAAGAUACAACAAGAAGAAAGGAAA
Messenger RNA from Zingiber officinale, 1728 nucleotides. RefSeq names its product equilibrative nucleotide transporter 3-like. Gene Ontology annotation, molecular function: nucleoside transmembrane transporter activity. Gene Ontology annotation, cellular component: plasma membrane. The coding region runs from base 254 to 1513 and encodes 419 amino acids. Gene Ontology annotation, biological process: nucleoside transmembrane transport. NCBI's taxonomy places the organism in Eukaryota, Viridiplantae, Streptophyta, Magnoliopsida, Zingiberales, Zingiberaceae. The record is from RefSeq and is a predicted model, not a curated record. The transcript has 10 exons.